Messenger RNA from Gigantopelta aegis, 5385 nucleotides. RefSeq names its product ralA-binding protein 1-A-like. Gene Ontology annotation, molecular function: small GTPase binding; GTPase activator activity. NCBI's taxonomy places the organism in Eukaryota, Metazoa, Mollusca, Gastropoda, Neomphalida, Peltospiridae. The record is from RefSeq and is a predicted model, not a curated record. The coding region runs from base 743 to 3586 and encodes 947 amino acids. Gene Ontology annotation, biological process: small GTPase-mediated signal transduction. The transcript is spliced from 15 exons.
UCAGAUGAUGUGCAGGUCAACGGUUUAUAUUACGUAAACGCGAGCGCCGUAUAUAACUUGGUUCAGAAUACGUUUUAAUUUUUCUUAAACCUGUUUUUUUAAAGAAAAAGAUAUGUCAUAAUAAGAAUUCUACACUCGUGUCUCCAGCUUUCAUGUCAGUUAGUUACCAUGCAUUUUGCAUUUCGUUUACAAUUGUAUUCAUCUCGCGUUCGCUCCCACUGACGUAGCCAGGAUUUUAUAUUGGUGGGGGACCACAAGUGUCAUGGAGGAUCAACCACGUUGUUUUUGAGACUGUCAAAAGUGAUGGAUAUUGAGACAGGAAACCCGCUGCCGCCACUUCAUGGGCUACUGCACUAUCCAACAGACAUGCUAUUACAUACCACGGCCUUUGUUACAGCAGUUGUGGAACACUGGCUGGAAUGAAAAAUAACCCACCGACGGGGAUCGAUCGUGCAUCAGACGAGCACUGUAUCACUGAACUACGACCCGGCCCCACGUAAAUAGGGUGACAGACAAACAUAAACAAUGUAGCUGGGGGCAAAAAGAUGCAUGUAUGCUUGGGGAGAGCAUAAUCCCCCUUCCCGUCACCAGGCAACGCCAAAGUUUGCACCUUAGGUACGGUUUGAAGCAACCCGGAAGCUAAACGAUUUGGAUGAUGAUACAGACCUCUGGUACGGUGGAUUAUCAAGGCUCGGGAAUCGGUCGUACAGUAAUGUAGAUUGUUCGAGCUCAUCCAGUCAUCAUGAGUUUUGAGAGUCCAGACAACGAGAAACAUUUCCCUGGUCUGUACAAGGCUGGAGUUGUUCCCGACCAGCUGUCAGUGACGGAAGAUGACUACGAGAAGCAGUCGAAGAAGAAAGAGCUCGGUCUGGGUAAGAAGAAGGAUGGAAGAAGGGAUAAGAAGGAGAAAGGGUACACACAGUUUGAGGAGGAAGAGUCGGAAGAAGAGAUUGUACCGAUGGACGACAUCAAAAGUCCAUCAAAAGUAAAGAAAAGCAAACCAGGCUUUAAGUUCCCGGCAAGAAAAGAUAUUUUUGUCAAGAAAGAAAAGCAUGUGCCUGAAGAAAAGAAGGAGAAGGAACUUAAAAAGGAAGAAAAAGACAAGAAGAAGGAAGAAAAAGAUGGAAAGAAGCAAAAAGUCAAAGGCAGGAAGAAAGGAAAACAUAGAUUUUCUCUAACAGAACGGCCUGAACAGGAAACCGCAACAGUUGCCUCGCCUAUAUUUGGAAUCCCUCUGGCUCAAGCUGUGGAGAGAAAUCGCUGUCACGAUGGGAUAGAACUUCCGGCAAUCUUCCGAGAGUGUGUCGAUUAUAUAGAGGAGUAUGGUCUCUCGUGUGAAGGGAUAUAUCGAAUCUCUGGAGUGAAGUCUAAAGUACAGCACCUCAAGGACUGUUACAACAAGGGCGUUGUGGCACCCCUGGAGGAACAUGAACCCAAUGUGGUGGCGAGCCUGCUCAAACAGUUUCUACGGGAACUGCCUGAACCCGUCCUCACAACAGCGGCCAUGGCCAAGUUUGAAGAGGCGUCAACGAUAAAGAACAACAAGAAGAGAGUCGAACAGUUCCGGAAGCUGAUAGAUGAAUUACCGACGUGCAACCGUCUUCUUCUGUCGUGGAUGAUCGUCCAUAUGACGCACAUCAUUGAACUGCAAAAGGAGAACAAGAUGACCCUGCAGAAUGUGUCAAUCGUGCUGAGCCCGACGAUGCAGAUCAGUCACCGCGUGCUCAACGUGCUGUUCACAUACACCCACCAGAUUUUCUCGGAGGACCUGAUCAAGAGGUAUGUUCCUCCUCUGAAGCCGGCCACCUCUCGCUGGUCCCUGGAACUGCCAGACACCCCCGCGGCUGCUGAGGAAGAGCUGGCAAAACAGGAGUCUCUUCUGAGUCAGCUACACGAGGAGCUCAACGCAGGAGUCAAGGAUCCAGUCAAGGAGGAGCAGCUCUGGGAGGUGCAGAGGGUUGUCACGCAGCUCAAGAGAAAGAUCAAAUUUGCCAAGAAAGGUGUUGAUGUGAGAAGGAAAGACACAGAAGGCAAAAAGACUUCAGGAAACCUUGCAGAUGUCGAAGAACUGCAACUAACGCUCAGGGAAAUUCCUGCUACAAAGGACACAGAUACAGACGAGUCGAAACCUGUAAAACCUGCAGUGGAAAACAAGGAGAAGAAAUCGCCAAAAGUGAGAGAUCUGGCUUCAGGUGGUGAUACGAAACAGACUAAAGGACCAGCUCCACUGGCGCCACCUGGUGCUGAGGACAGAAGUCUUGGGUCUGGAGAUGAGAAGAAACCCGUAGACGAAGAAGUGCCGGAGUCUCAGACUGAAGUGAAGUCGAGUGAGCAGGAGGAUGGUGACGGGUUGAAAUCGGGGGAAGAGAAGACAGAGGAGGGGGAGGAGGACCUGCCUGAUGGAAAGACGGACAUGGCUGCCGAUGAUGACAAGGUGAAGAUGAAGAAGUCUAAACUGGUGGCAGAAGAUCAGACAAAAAAGCCAGAUGUACCAAUUAAAAAAGCAGACGUGCAUUUGAAGAAGGCAGAUGGACAAGUGACAAAGGCAGACAUACCAAUAACAAAAGCAGACGUACAAGUGACAAAGGGAGAUGGACAAGUGACAAAGGCAGAUGUACAAGUGACAAAGGCAGAUGUACAAGUGACAAAGGCAGAUGUACAAGUGACAAAGGCAGAUGUACAAGUGACAAAGACAGACGGACAAGUGACGAAGGCAGAUGUACAAGUGACAAAAGCGGACGUACAGUCAAAAGUAGCAGAUGUCAAAGUUGAUCAGGCCAAAGACAUGAAAGAAGCAGCGGGAAAAAAGGCCAAAAUGGCUGAACAGGAAGUCGAGGAAUCCCCGAAUGCAGUUGUGAAAGUGGAAGGAAUUCCAGUUCAUCCUCAUGUGCACCUGACAAGCGAGCUCCUUCAGCCAAUCAAAGCCGAGCCAGUGACGCCAAAAAAAGAGGAGACGGUUGACAGUUCGAUUCGUAAGUCUGACGAGCUCCGAGUAUUAGAGGAGGAACUUCUGGGAGAGAAGAAACCCGAAACGAAACAGGUCCAGUUCAGCGAGCGCACGAAGCAGACGCCAAACUUGAAGGUGGACAAGAAGAGUACGGCGUUCACCGUCCAGGCAGACGUACACAUAGACGGGCAGGAAGAUGUGCUGUGGGAUGUUGAUGAUGAGGAGACAAAAGCAUUAAUGGAGGAAUGUGAAGCACAGAAGAUGGAGGAAGAGGAACUCUUGGCUAUUGCUGAUGAACUGAGACAGAAGAUUGAGACUGAGGAGAGUGAGAUAGAGAGACUGCACCAGGAGAUUCAGGAACUGCAGUAUCUGAGGCAGGACUCUGACCUUGAGGACAUGAGUUCGUGUUCAGACAGCAGUGAUGAGAGCGAGGAUGAAGAAGAACUUCAGGACAUUCUACUCACACUGAAACAGGAGAAUGAAAUUUUAGAAAAACAGAAUUCAGAACUGUGUCAGAAGAUCCACGAGGAGCGGAUGAUCUGUCUGUCGGUGAAGCUGGAAAUCAGACUUCUACAGCAGCGACAGCUGGAGUCGUCUGCCAAUAGCAGCGGUGGGCAGGACAGGGAGACGUUUCUGUGAUUUGUGAAACCUUCCACACCCACCAGAGAUGUUUCUAGUGCAGUCACCUACCAAUAGCAGCGGUGGACAGGACCGGGAGACAUUUCUGUGAUGACAUGAAACCUUCAACACUGACCACAGAUGUUUCUAGUGCAGUCACUUGAUGAUAAAAAGGCAGAUUUUUUUCCAGAUGGUAAACAGUAAAAAGGAUGUACAGGGAAUAUUUUGUUUGUUCAAUAAGUAUGAUUCAAAGAUCGCUACACCAUUCUAAAAAAUUAAGCAGAACUUUAAAAUAUUAAAUACAAGUUCUUAAUCAUUGGAACUCCAUACCCUUAAAAAGAUGUUCUAGUGGAAACCCUCAAAAGGUCUGAAAGCUCUGUUAAAAAAAUGUCUUGUCGUCCUGGCGAUAAACGCCCAUUGCUACCUGUUGUUUAUGUCGCACAAUAUACAACAUAGUUUUUGGUGUCACAUGCAGAGCCGGUUUAUCCUAGUAGCACACGUAGCACGUGCUACAGGCCCUGCACUUCAGGGGGCCCCAUGGUGAUGUGUACCUUUAUUUUUGCCCAGGUUACUUUUCCCCCUUGCAAAAUAUAUAUACUGGGAAAGGGAGCCCCACUGUUAUUUGUGCUACAGGCCCCGUGGAUCCUGAAACCGGCUCUGGUCACAUGAUAUAUCAGCUGUGAGAAGGAGCAAUGUCAUGUUACAAAAAUUAAAUGCAGUGAAUUUUAUGUAAUAAUUACUGGAAUUAUAACGAUGAUUGCACUAGAGAAUAGUUCCAGGACUUGUCAGUUGAUCUUUCAGAUACUUGUGUCAGGAAAAUCAAUCAAUGGAGCUUGCUAAAUCUCACCGUCAUGAUAUCUUUUUCUUGAGACUCGUUUCAGGAAAAACCUCAAUGUAAAGACUCCUCAUCGAAACUAUUGUUCGUUGUCAUCCUUCACAAAUGGAGAACAGGGUUUUAGAUGUCAUUCCGUAAAUGUUUGCUGAAGAUGAUCCUGAUUAAAAUACUUCACAAUAAAUAAACAACAAUAAGCUGAAUUCAAGAUACAUUUACAUGUAUUUGUGUCACAUUUUUGGUAGCUAAUUAUUAUUAUUAUUGGGCUACAAAUUUGCUAACUAAAUUUGGCUCAUUAAUAACAAUAUUUGUUUAACCAUGAUCGUAAUAAUUGAUAGCUUUUGACUGAUGCACACAUAUACUGCUAUGCUGUUACUUUAUAUGCUCUUCCAUCUGAUGUAUAAACUAUGAAAAUGUCACUUGCAUCAUAAUCAAUAGUAGCUGUUGUUAAUUUUUGAGGCACAUACCUUUUUGGUAUCAUAUAAACUAUAUAUUUUCAGCUACUAUAAGCACCAGGCCUUGUGCUUAUAAAACCUUUAGUCUAGACUCGACACUCUAAUAGAGUCUGAGACACUAACGUCAUGACAACAAAUUGUAUAUGCAUUUGACAUCAUUAGAGAUUGAGUCUGGACUCUAAAUGUUUAUUAAGCAUGGACUCUGAGAUAGUAAUGUCAUGGCAACGUCAUAUAAAUGCAUGCGUGUGACAUCAUUUGAGAUGGAGUCUGGACUCCAAUGUUUUAUAAGUGCGUGCCCAGAUGUGUUGAAACAUGUUGGAUUCACCAGAAUCAAUAGUUUAAGGCAACACAUUUAAACAAAUGUGUAUGCUAACAGUAAAAAAAAAAAAAAACUGGUACAGUAAUAAGUGAAAAUGUAAAUAUGCAUUAAAAAAAUGUUUGUAAAGAAUACAUUAAAGGGACAUACCCUAGUUUUUACACACUUCAGCAUAUGUGUCACUAUUAGAGCCGUUUAUGAUCACUGAAAUCCAACA